UAAACUACCAAAGAAGAAGACGAGGAAGCAACCUUCCGCUUUAACCUCAGGUUACAAAACGAAAGCUUUGCGUCCAAAACACUCCGAACAGCCGCGGCUUAAACUUCUAUUGCGUCGCUGCGAAUGGGGCCUGACAAGUUCUGCAGUCUGGACAGUUCCGAUCCAUUUUGGGAUUGGAACCGUACCUGGUACACUGCCAACCCAGACUUCACCCAGUGCUUCCAGAACACUGUCCUAGUGUGGCUGCCAUGCCUUUACCUCUGGAUAUGUGCCCCCAUCUACCUCAUCUACCUCCGUAGCCACGAUCAUGGCUACAUAUGUAUGAGUCACAUUAACAAAGCUAAAACUGCUGUUGGCCUUCUACUGUGGAUCAUCUGCUGGUCAGAUGUUUUCUUUUCUUUCUGGGAAAGAAGUUAUGGCAGCACUGUCCCUGCACCCGUCCACCUAGUCAGUCCUACCUUACUGGGCUUUACCAUGUUGCUGGCCACCCUGUUAAUCCAGUACGAACGGAUGAAAGGGGUUCAGUCGUCUGGAGUGAUGCUGAUCUACUGGCUGCUGGCACUGCUGUGUGCCACAGUCACCUUCAGGUCCAAGAUCUUCCAGGCCCUGGACCAGCCGUCGACGGUGUGUGUGUGGAGGUUCACCACCUUCUAUAUCUACUAUGCUCUGCUGCUGGUUUCUCUGUUCCUGUCCUGCCUGACGGACCAGCUGCCUCUCUUCUCCGAAGCCAUCAAAGACUCGAAUCCCUGCCCUGAACCUGGAGCUAAUUUUCUCUCCAGAAUAUCCUUCUGGUGGAUCACCAGGAUGAUGGUGACGGGCUACAAGCGCCCACUGGAGGAAAAGGACCUGUGGUCUUUGAACUCUGAGGACCGCUCCCAUAGAGUGGUCCCACAGCUGGUGGGCCGCUGGAACACAGAGUGCCAAAAGGUCAAAAGGACGGAGCAGAAAACGUUGUACUCCCCCAAGAAAGCCACGAACAGCGAGGGCAAAGAGGGCCGAGCUGUGGAGGAGUCUGAAAUCUUGAUUGUAAAAGCCCAGAAAACAAAGGAGCCCUCCCUGUUCUGGGCCCUGUGCCUAACCUUCGGGCCAUACUUCCUCAUCUCCUGCCUCUAUAAGAUCAUCCAGGACGUCCUCAUGUUCGUUGGGCCUGAGAUCCUCCGGCUGCUGAUACGCUUCGUCAACAACUCCAGUGCCCCCUACUGGCAUGGUUACUUCUACACAGCUCUCCUCUUCAUAUGUACCUGUGUGCAGUCGCUCAUCCUCCAGAAGUACUUUCAUGUCUGCUUUGUGUCAGGCAUGCGUCUGCGUACUGCCAUCAUAGGAGCUGUCUACAGGAAGGCCUUGGUUAUAAGCAGCGCAGCACGCCGCACCUCCACGGUGGGAGAGAUCGUCAACCUGAUGUCGGUGGACGCUCAGCGCUUCAUGGACCUCAUCACUUACAUCAACAUGAUAUGGUCCGCCCCUUUGCAGGUGGUGCUCGCCCUCUACUUUCUCUGGCAGAACCUAGGUCCGUCCGUGCUGGCUGGAGUGGCUGUGAUGGUUCUCAUGGUUCCCAUUAAUGCUGUCAUCGCCAUGAAAACCAAAACCUACCAGGUUGCUCAGAUGAAGAGUAAAGACAAUCGCAUCAAGCUGAUGAAUGAGAUGCUGAAUGGCAUCAAGGUUCUGAAGCUGUAUGCCUGGGAGCUGGCCUUCAAAGACAAGGUGUCAGAGAUCCGUGAGAGUGAGCUGCAAGUCCUGAAGAAGACCGCCUACCUGGGUGCCAUGUCCACUUUCACCUGGAUCUGUGCACCUUUCCUGGUUGCCCUGUCGACCUUCACUGUGUAUGUGCUGAUUGAUGAGCAUAACGUGCUCGAUGCCCAGAAGGCCUUUGUGUCACUGGCUCUCUUCAACAUCCUGCGUUUCCCUCUUAACAUGCUGCCAAUGGUCAUCAGUAGUAUGGUGCAGGCUAGUGUGUCCUUGAAGCGGCUGAGAGUGUUUCUUUCACACGAGGAGCUUCAGGAGGACAGCGUCGAGCACAAAGCAGUAGCAGGCUCCUCACACAGUAUCGCCAUAGUGGAUGGAGUUUUCAGCUGGUCCAGAGCUGAAUCACCGACACUCAAGAGGCUGAAUGUGUGUAUCCCAGAAGGCUCUUUGGUGGCUGUGGUGGGACUCGUGGGUUCGGGAAAGUCCUCGCUGCUGUCGGCCCUGCUCGGAGAGAUGGACAAGCUGGAAGGAACUGUGUCUGUCAAGGGUUCAGUGGCCUACGUUCCCCAGCAGGCCUGGAUCCAGAAUGCCACGCUGAAAGACAACAUAAUGUUUGGUCAGGAGAGGAGAGAGGCCUGGUACCAGCGUGUGGUGGAGGCGUGUGCGCUUCAGCCUGACCUUGAGAUCCUUCCAGCUGGAGACGAGACAGAGAUUGGAGAGAAGGGAGUGAAUCUGUCUGGAGGUCAGAAGCAGAGGGUGAGCCUGGCCAGGGCUGUCUACUGUGACCGUGCUGUCUACCUGUUGGAUGACCCGCUGUCUGCUGUCGAUGCUCACGUAGGAAAACAUAUCUUUGAUCAAGUUGUCGGCCCACAGGGACUGCUGAAGGACAAGACUCGUGUGCUGGUGACCCAUGGACUGAGCUACCUGCCUCAGGCCGACCUGAUCCUGGUCAUGGUGGAGGGAGAGAUCACAGAGAUGGGCUCCUACCAGCAUCUCAUGGCCACAGAGGGAGCCUUCGCUGAGUUUCAGCGAACAUACGCUGCUGUCGACCACACUGCCGACGAUGAAACUGUGCCAAAGAGUGGAACCAAAGCAACAGAGAACGGCAGCACAACUGCUCUUGUUGGCAGUCCGGGAGUCAGCAGUGUGACCAAACUGUGCCAGACGGGUGAGCAGGACAAGGUGCUGGGCAAGAAAGCCAAGCAACCCGAGGUGGGCAAGCUGACGGAGGCUGACAAGGCCAGCACUGGACGGGUCAAGCUGUCUGUGUUCGGGUCUUAUCUGAAAGCCAUCGGAGUGCUUCUGUCCUGCAUCAGUCUGCUGCUGUUUUUCGCCCACCACCUGGUCUCCCUGUUCUCCAACUACUGGCUGAGCCUGUGGACCGACGACCCCGUGGUUAAUGGCACUCAGCCCAACAGACAGAUGAGGCUCGGGGUGUACGGUGCUCUCGGUUUGUCCCAGGGUGUGGCUGUCUUUGGUUACUCCCUCACCACGUCCAUUGGGGGCAUCCUGGCGUCCCGCUGCCUCCACCAGUCCAUGCUGUAUGAUGUCCUGCGCUCACCUAUGUCCUUCUUUGAGCGAACCCCCAGCGGCAACCUGGUCAACCGCUUUGCCAAGGAGAUAGACACCAUUGACUCAGUGAUCCCCAGCAUUAUUAAAAUGUUCAUGGGCUCCAUGUUUAAUGUGAUGGGUUCUUGCGUUAUCAUCCUGAUCGCAACACCACUGGUAGCUAUCAUCAUUCCUUUUCUCGGUCUGCUCUACUUUUUUGUCCAGAGGUUUUAUGUGGCGUCGUCUCGCCAGCUGAAGCGUCUGGAGUCAGUCAGCCGUUCACCCAUCUACACCCACUUCAAUGAAACACUGCUGGGCACCUCCGUUAUUCGAGCCUUUGGUGAACAGGAGCGCUUCAUCCGGGAGAGUGACCAGCGCGUGGACCACAACCAGAAGGCUUACUACCCCAGCAUAGUAGCAAACAGGUGGCUAGCUGUUCGCCUGGAGUUUGUAGGAAACUGCAUCGUGUCAUUUGCUGCUUUGUUUGCCGUCAUGGCUAGAGAGAGCCUCAGUCCAGGCAUCAUGGGGCUGGCUAUCUCCUAUGCCCUCCAGUUGACUGCCUCUCUGACCUGGCUGGUGAGGAUGUCUUCUGAAGUGGAGACCAACAUAGUGGCUGUGGAGAGAGUGAAACAGUACAGUGACACAGAGAAAGAGGCAGAGUGGAAACAGGAACCCUCCAGCCUCCCCACAGGGUGGCCCACUGAUGGUUGCAUAGACAUCAGAGGCCUCGGCCUGCGCUACCGCCACGAUCUGGAUCUCGCCAUUCGCAACAUUACCAUCAACAUAAACCGAGGAGAGAAGGUGGGGAUUGUGGGGCACACUGGAGCAGGAAAAUCAUCCCUAACGCUGGCGCUGUUCCGGAUCAUCGAGGCAUCUGAGGGCCACAUCUUCAUUGACGGGGUGGACAUUGCUCAGUUGGGCCUCCAUGAGCUUCGUUCCAGAAUUACCAUCAUACCACAGGACCCAGUGCUGUUUUCAGGCUCUCUGAGGAUGAACCUGGAUCCUUUCGACAGCUACUCUGAUGAGGAAGUCUGGAGGGCUCUGGAGUAUUCCCAUCUCAAGAGCUUUGUGUCAGGCCUGCCAAACAAACUCAGCCAUGAGUGUAGUGAAGGAGGAGAGAACCUCAGUGUUGGUCAGCGGCAGCUGGUGUGCUUGGCCAGAGCUCUGCUGAGGAAGACCAAGAUCCUGGUUCUGGAUGAGGCCACAGCAGCCGUGGACAUGGAGACAGACAACUUGAUCCAGUCCACCAUCCGUUCUCAGUUUGAAGACUGCACCGUCCUGACAAUAGCUCAUCGCCUUAACACUAUCAUGGACUACACCAGGAUCCUGGUGUUGGACAAGGGAGAGAUGGCAGAGUUUGACUCCCCCUCCAAUCUCCUCGCUCAAAGAGGAGCCUUUUACAAGAUGGCCAAGGAUGCCGGGCUGGUCUGAAGCAGGAGGUGCCUCUUCUUGUUCAGCUGCUCUUCUGAGCUCCUCCCAGGUCAUCUCCCAGGUCAUCCCAACGGUGUGGAGUUCCUGAGAUAAAUUGGGGGAUUGUUACGAUUUAGAGUGUUUGACUAUUUAAGCAAGGGCGUUGUUGAGAACAACGGGUUUGGUCUGAGCUGCUCCACCACACACUUCAGUUUUACUACACAAUUCUAUUCUGCCUGUCCCAAACAAACCUGAUUCUUUCUGUUAGCCCAGGUCAUAUCGCCCUUUAUUACAUAUUCCUGCCCCUUUCAUGUACUUUUACUGCCAUUUCUGCCAUGAACCAGGGGACAAGUUCUAACAAGGGACAUACUGAAUUUGGCUUUUAUUUUGCUAGAGCAUUAUAUCUGUGCUGGAGCAAGGAAGGGGAGUUUUACUUCUAUACAGACAGAAUUCCCUGCAGUCUGUCGUAUAAACAGUUCUCUUCUGGUUGUGGUAACCAGUGCUGAGGUCAGUAGAGGAUAAAGAGGCUGUUGUCCUGCAAGUACAAAAUCCUAUAGUGCCAAAGACUGCCCUCAAACAUCUGUUAUUUUUGAGAUGCAGAUUUGAAACAUGAGCGCUGAUUUGAGAAGCAGGUACAUACACAACGCAUUCAAAUGGACUUUUGGAUGUAAUUAUUGUUUGACCAAACAAGUUGCAGUUAAGACUAAGUGAGAAAUUCCUGCCUCACAAAUGCUUCGUCCAAAUUCUAUACCUCAUCCAAAGUGUAUUCUGUAUACUAAUCUUUUGUAUGUUUUUUUUAGUUGGUAAUUAAGAAAUCAACACACUUCAGUUUUAUACUAACAGGAAAUAAUGCCAACAGGAAAUGACACAAUCUGCAGCCUACACUCAGUUUAAUUGAUACGCCACUGUCGUACAGUAUAUCUUCUCAUUCUAAGGAACAUAUUAAAUAUCUGGGCUGCACAGUGGUGUGGCAGCCCUUCUAUGCGGAGUUUGCAUGUUCUCCUCCUGUCAGCUUGGGUUCCCUCCGGGUUCGCCGGCUUCCUCCCACGUGCCAAAGAC
This is a messenger RNA of Anarrhichthys ocellatus (wolf-eel), 5700 nucleotides long. It is a transcript of the gene abcc1, whose product is annotated as ATP binding cassette subfamily C member 1 (ABCC1 blood group). Gene Ontology annotation, molecular function: ABC-type xenobiotic transporter activity; ATP binding; ATP hydrolysis activity. The transcript is spliced from 31 exons. The record is from RefSeq and is a predicted model, not a curated record. The coding region runs from base 124 to 4662 and encodes 1512 amino acids. Gene Ontology annotation, biological process: xenobiotic transport; glutathione transmembrane transport. Lineage: Eukaryota; Metazoa; Chordata; Actinopteri; Perciformes; Anarhichadidae. Gene Ontology annotation, cellular component: basolateral plasma membrane.